This is a messenger RNA of Hypanus sabinus (Atlantic stingray), 6593 nucleotides long. RefSeq names its product protein mono-ADP-ribosyltransferase PARP14-like. NCBI's taxonomy places the organism in Eukaryota, Metazoa, Chordata, Chondrichthyes, Myliobatiformes, Dasyatidae. Gene Ontology annotation, cellular component: cytoplasm; nucleus. Gene Ontology annotation, molecular function: NAD+ poly-ADP-ribosyltransferase activity; transcription corepressor activity. The transcript is spliced from 27 exons. The coding region runs from base 277 to 5844 and encodes 1855 amino acids. Gene Ontology annotation, biological process: negative regulation of gene expression. The record is from RefSeq and is a predicted model, not a curated record.
GUGAUCAGAGGAGUUUGUGCGAGCGGGGUAGAAAGGGUCGGGAGCCGGCGGCGGCGGCGGCUUCUCCAUACUUCGGACCCCAGCCUCUGUCGCCUUGCCAUUGGGACUUUUCUGGAGGAACUAGUUCUUAAUGUAGAGUGAUACAGCACACACAGAAACUACUUGUACAGUGAAGCCUUAAAAUAUUGUCUUCAAACUGUUGGACUCUCACCUUUCCAAAAUAAACCUGUUGAAAUCCAGUGGAAUCAAAGCUGGACUGUUGCUGUCAGUCAAAGGAUGCCUGGAUUCCCAUUGUUAGUGGAAGGACUGCCCGUCAGUCUUGACUCAGUUAAAAAUAAACUAGCCAUCUAUUUUCAAAGCAAGAAGAAAUCUGGAGGCGGUGAAUGUGAGAUUGAAGCUCACCCUGAUCCAACAAAAUUCUUAGUGUAUUUUGAAAGUGAAAAAGUGCAGAAAAAUGUUGCGAAAAAUGAGAUCCACAUGGUGCAGCUUCUGGGACCAAAGCCAGUCAGUCUUCGCGUUACAAUCUUUGAGGGGGACGAUGAUACAGAAAGUUCUGUGAACCCCAUUGGAGUGACACCUGAUGCCAACAGAGGGCCAGCAGUAGAACAAAGUUUACUGUUGACCGCUUCGAACAAACCGAGUGAACAUGAACAGAGCCAGCAAAAGGAAGUUCAGAUUCCAGAAACUCCACCACUACAUCAAGAGUCAGAAUUCUCUUCCAACCAGCUCCUGGUUACCAGCAACUGUCCAGUUGAUACAGACUUGGUUGCAAUGUUUUUUGAAAAAUUUUCACCAGAUUUGGAAGUUUCUGCCAACAAUGAAUGCUCUUGGAUUUUGACCUGCUUUAGCCAACAUGACCUAGAAAAAAUUUUUUCACAAAAGCUGUAUACCAUCGCUGGCAAAACAUUGAAAGUGCAAUUAUAUGAUAAGCGUAAAGAAGAUGAGAAGUAUGAACCCAGGAAGUUUAUUCUUAAGGGUUUUGAUGGUUUCUGUAAGCUGCACCAUAUUGAACUUUACAUUGAUAGCCUCAGCAGCAAUGUAAGGCAUGAUAUUGAACCUCUGCAAGAUGGUACAACAGUGGCGGUCACAUUUAAAGCUGAUAUAGAUGGGAAUGCUUUUGUACGUAAUUGUCAUCAGAAGCCAUUUGAAAACUACAGUAUCACCGCCAGUCGCCUAGAGAAGACUGAUUCUGUGCAAUUAGAAGAACUUCAUCCCAGAGCCACAGAAGAAUUGCUGGAGCUGUACUUUUCAAAUACCAGUCGCAGUGGUGGGGGAGAAAUUGCAGACAUUCAGAUGAACCCCCAUGAAAGAAGAGCGAUUAUACGUUUCUGUGAUCCUGAAGUGGUAAGAAAAGUCACCGAAAGGAAACAUUCCUUAAAGGAUUCUCCUCUGACUGUUAGCUGCUAUUACCGUGACCUGCAGCUAUCCCUGUAUGGAGCUAAUCGUUCAAGAGUCAACUUUCCUGAGCCAUUUAGCAUUUAUUUCAAUCCCUCACUUCUAAACUACAUCCAGACUAAUAAGCAGCAUUACACUCAUGAGCUGGAACAAAUUUCAAAGGAUUUCUAUUGUAAGAUAAUUUUUGAACACACUCCAAAUUCAAGGGAAGUAAAUCUGAAACCUUCUUUAGAUUCAAGUUUAUUGCUGUGGUACAAAGUUGCGAAGAAUUGGAAGAAGCUUGCUACAGAGGCAGUUGAGAAGUUUAUGAAGAGAUUUGACUUCAAAGACUUCCCAAUAGAUCAAGAUUUGUGGAAAAAAGUAGAGUGCAAUGUUAAACAACUCAAGUUACCCUGCUUAGAUAUCCUUCACCUUCCAAAAGAAAACAAAAUAGUUGUUGUUGGGGAAGAGAGGAAUGUUUUGGAUAUCUCCAGAAAGCUACAAGCUAUUUUAGAAAAUGAAAGGAACACUAUUGAAGAGGAGAUUAUAUUCGAAAGUUUGGAGGAAUUGGAGUUUUUGCAAACUACAUUAAAAGAGAACAUUUCCUUUGUGAAGAUAUCUCCCAGCAGUGUUAACAGUGCUUUAAAACUUAAAGGAUUGAAAGAGAAAGUUUGCCAAGCUGAAGAACUCAUCAGUAUCUUCCAAUCACAACUGGAAAAGAAGCCUCUUAAACAGUCCUCCCACAUGAAAGAUUUCAUAAAAUCCUUGGAUCUCAAGAAAAUUGUGCAAACUCAUUUUGUUCCAAAUAAAAUUCAGGCUACGCUAAUGAUUAGGGAGUCUGUUGAACUCUUGGCUUUCACGGCUGAUAUAAAGAAAGCAGAAGAUAAGAUAAAGGAGCUAUUCCAAGAAGAGGCAGUUACCAUCAUUCCAGAUCAAAUCCAAGUCACCCAGGAUGACAAGUGGACUAAGUUCCUUGAUGAUUUAAAAGCUCAGCACAAAUCCAAUUGCAGAAUAGUGGAGAAGAAGAAUCCAGCCUCUAUAAUCAUUGUUGGAUUUUCAAGCCAUGUUGUAGAUGUUGCAAAUGUACUGAAAAGUUAUUUAAAUAAGAAGCAGAUCACCAUAAAGUUCAUUUCUGCAGAAGUUGUCCAAGUAAACUACAUGAAAAAAUUUGCAAUUUUCAAUGAAUUCCAAAGCAAAGGAGUUAACAUUUCGUUUAUCAGAGCACCUAAUCCAGGUUUUCAAGUAACUGAUUCAGCAGAACAAAUAGAUGAGAUAGUUUCUGCUAUUAAGAAUAAGUUAUCACUAGUUCAUAAACAAACCUUCACUUACUCCGAGGUUGGAGAGUCGACUGCCCUUGACAAGAAUAAAGCCGCUCUACAAGUCAACGCUGAAGUUCAUGGGUGCAUGGUGCUCAUUAAUGUCAAAGAAGAACUUCAGAGUGGAGUAGACCUUACAAAGCAUGUUAGGGGACAAGGCAGCAAGGACGUUAAACUGGGCACAACUGGAGGUGCAUCUUUUUUUAAUUCUCUGCAGCAGGUUUAUAAAUCAUUAUCUAAAUUUCUCUGGGGCCCAACUGUAAAAAUAUGUGGAAUAACAGUACAACUGAAGAAAGGUGAUAUCACCCAGGAAAGAACAGACAUCAUAGUGAAUUCUACAAAUGCGAAUUUCAGUUUAAAUUCCGGUGUCUCUGGUGCAAUACUAAAAGCUGCAGGUAGCUCUGUACAGGCGGAAUGUAAUUCUCAAGUUUCUCAACCAGAUGGGAGUAUUGUCGUGACCAGCGGUGGCCAGCUGCGGUGCCAAUAUAUUGUGCACGUGGUACGUGCAGUGAACCCAGCUAGCAUCACUGCGUCUGUAAACAAGGUCCUUCAGGAAUGUGAGAAGCUGAAUGUCACCACGGUCUCAUUCCCAGCCUUGGGGACAGGUAAAGGUGGGGUCACUGCUGAAGCUGCCAUCAACGCAAUAUUCGGAGGACUGGAGAAUUAUUUCUUGAAUGUUUCAUCAUCUUGCAUGAAAGCCAUUUCCAUUGUUGCCUUUGAAACGCGCAUAUAUGAUUAUUUUGCUGACUUUUUCAAUAAAAGGGCACAAAACUCCACUGCAAGUGCAACGGGUACAUCUCAAGUCACCGUGAAUUCAUCAGUUCAACAAAAAGCCCUGUUACCUACACAGCUGAAAAUCCAAAACACUAUUGUAGAGGUAAAGGCAGGGGAUAUAACGCAAGAAAAUGUCGACGCAAUAGUAAAUUCCACAAAUACUUCACUGAAUCUCAAUUCCGGUGUCUCUAAAGCAAUAUUAACAAAAGGUGGGCAGACUGUCACUGAUGAAUGCAAGAACUUGGUCCCUCAGCCUAACAACGGAGUUGUCGUCACUGGAAGUGGACAACUUCCCUGCAAACACAUCAUACACAUGGUUGGCCAGACAGAUCCAGCUCUGAUUACAGCUUCAGUAGAAAAAGUAUUGGAGGAAUGUGAAAAGAACAAUGUUACUACAGUUUCUUUCCCUGCUCUGGGAACAGGUGUAGGAAAGGUCAACUUCGAAGACUCUGCCGAAAGCAUGCUGGUUGGAUUUGAAAAUCAUCUGAUACGAAACCAGCAAUCAGUUAUUCAAUUCAUUUAUAUGGUUGCCUUGGAGCCCAAUGUGCACAAAGUUUUCAGUGAUGUCUUGCAAGAAAAUUCACAGCAGAAACUGCAAACAUUUGGAAUGGACGUUGGCAAUGUAAAAGUGGUGGUUGCCCAAGGAAACAUUGUUAAAGAAAACACAGAUGCAAUUGUAAACUCUACAAAUGUCCACCUGAACUUAAAUACAGGGGUAUCUCAAGCUAUUCUGAAAGCAGGUGGUCAACAAUUAGAGAAUGAAUGUAAGGCACUGGGAGUCCAAAAUGAAAAUAGUGUUGUGACCACAGGGGCAGGAAAUAUUCAUGUAAAAUAUGUAAUACAUAUGGUUGAAUGGACAAAAGCAAAUGACAUAAAAGGAUCUAUUGGCAAAGUUCUAGCUGAAUGUGAAAAAGUCCAAAUCAAUUCUGUAUCUUUCCCAACCGUUGGAACAGGAGCUGGAAAACUACAUCCCACUGUUGUUGCAAAUGCACUUCUGGAUGCAGUACGUAAAUAUGUGACAGACUAUGUUCCAUCGGCACUCUCUGAGAUAAGAAUAAUAUUGUUCACUCCAAUAACAGCAAAUCUCUUUCACAAGUGUAUGAAGCAACGUUUCAAAACUUGGCAGUAUGAUGAACCAACAACUUCACUUUUGGACCUUGGUCAUCAAGUUGAAGAGGUCAAACAAAUUGAAUAUGUUUAUCCAAUCAUUCUAAAUGCAAAAAAGCGGUUGACCAGCACAAUUGAGAUAUACGGCAUGUCGAACAAAAAUAUCGAUGGGGUUCGAAAGGAUAUUGAAAAACUAAUUAAGGAUAAUUGUAAAAGCAAAACAAUAGAAAAUGGAGGCACGCCCUACUGUUCUCUCGAUCAAAUGCAAGAACUUGUAGAUUUCUGUGAGAAUCUACAACUCAGAGUUGAAAUCCAGCUAAACGACAUAAAAAUAAGUGGAUACACUGAAGCAUGUCUAGAAUUCAUUACGAAAUUUAAUUCCGUGGUUCAUUCUGCCAAGGACCAAAUGAACAGGAAACAGGAAGAGGCUCAGAUCAAGGCAUUUGUGCAGUGGGAGAUCACGUAUCAAGGAAAAUUUCAAUCAUGCAACCAGUCUCUAAACUGUGACCUUGAGAAAGCUUACCGGCAGAAAAUGAAAACCCUAACAGACAAGAAAAAUGGUGAAACUUACACUGUUGACUUCAAGAAAAUGCAAUUGACAGAUUCAAAAGGAAAGAUGUUUGCAAUUAACAGGAAGCUUCUUGAAGGAGGUGGAUUUGAACUCCCAGGAUUCUGGAGCGACAUGAACGGUCAAGAAUUUCAGCAGGUGGAACUUCUAAAUGGCACCCAGGAAUACAACGAGGUGGUAGACAAAUUCAAGAAAUCUUGUAAAAAUUACUUGGUGAAAAUAAUCAAGAUUGAAAGGAUCCAGAAUCUCAAGCUUUGGCAAAGUUAUUCUGUCAGAAAGCAAACAAUUGAAAGAAAGAUUCCUGGAGAAAAUGUUGAACGGAUUCUUUAUCAUGGGACUACCAAGGAAAUUACCCAAAAAGUGAAUGUGACUGGUUUCAAUAGGAGCUUUUGUGGUAGAAAUGCUGUUGCAUAUGGAAAAGGCACUUACUUCGCCUUGAAUGCCGCUUAUUCGUGUGACAACAAGUAUGCCAGCCCUGACAAUGAUGGAAGUAAAUUCAUCUACCAGGCACGGGUGAUCACUGGGAAUAUGUGUGUUGGACAUAACCAAUUGCUAGAGCCAACACCAGUAGAUGCACAGCGAGAUCCAAACAACCUAUGCGACUGUGCCGUGGAUAAUUUAACAAAACCCACCAUCUUUGUUGUUUUUUGUGAUGACGGAGCAUAUCCAGAAUAUCUAAUAACCUUUAAAAUAGAAGCACAGUGAGGCUGAAGUAGCGUACUUUGCUGACAUCACUUUAUUUAGUGUUUUGUUUUUCAAUAUUUUUGCUUAUAUCUGAUUUAUUUAGAAUUGUAUAAAUUGCAUUCUUGCCAUUAAUGAUUCAUUCUGUUAGCCUCAUAAAACAUAAUGCACUAUUUUUAAACAAUUUAUUGCUAAAUGAAUAAAAGCAGCAAUCUUAACUCAGGGAUGGAAUGUAGGGACUGGCAAAGCAAUUGGGGAUUUACCUGGACACUUGAAGUACAAAUUUUUGACUUCUAAGGUUUAUUAACAUUUUUAAAAACUGACUCUUACUCAAGUCUAUCAUUUUUGAUCAAUCCUGUUAUUCUGAAAUACAACAAAUGACGUAAGAUGAGGAGUGACCUUGGCCGGAGAAGUAGAAAAGAUCGAUCUCCUACAGCAGAGGAGUCAAGUAACAUGGAGAAGAAAAGAGAGUUAGGUAAGAUGAUUGGGGACAGGUGAGACUUUAACUGAGAAUGACAGAGGCUGAAGCUUGCCUUACAAAAGUGUGUGAGAGUCAGAAACCCUCAACAGAACAUAUUUAGCAAUACUGUCCUGAUCUGUGAACUGUUUAGUUAUGAGCCUAGUAGUACUCUUUUCCAACUCAGUGGACGAGAUAAAUGUCCUGCUGUUUGGAAAAUCUGCCAUUAUGCAAUGUAUUAUGAAUGAUAAUCCAUUAAGAAUGUUGUGCAAGUCAUUUUCAUGACAAAUUUAAUUUAAUAAAGUAUAUAGCUGUA